AUGCCAGUCGUAAAGGGAGGCGUGUGGACCAACAUCGAGGAUGAAAUCCUCAAGGCCUCCGUGUCUAAAUAUGGCCUGAACCAGUGGGCUCGCGUGUCCUCGCUGCUAGCCCGCAAAACACCCAAGCAAUGCAAGGCGCGCUGGAACGAAUGGCUGGACCCGAGCAUCAAGAAGAUCGAAUGGAGCCGCGAAGAAGAUGAGAAACUCCUACACGUCGCCAAGCUUAUGCCCACGCAAUGGAAGACGAUAGCCCAGAUUGUCGGUCGAACCGCGAACCAAUGUCUCGAGCGAUACCAGAAACUCCUCGACGAGGCCGAAGCGCGUGAAGGCCUUAGCCUCACGGGAGCCGACGCGGAGACGAGAGCGCCCACCGCCGAAGAUGUGCGAAAGCUUCGUCCCGGCGAGCUCGAUCCCGAUCCGGAGACGAGGCCGGCGCGACCCGAUACCAUCGAUCUCGACGAGGAUGAGAAGGAAAUGCUGAGUGAGGCCCGAGCGCGUCUCGCCAACACGCAGGGAAAGAAGGCGAAGAGAAAGGCGCGAGAAAGGCAGCAGGAAGAGUCGCGCCGUUUGGCUGCUCUCCAGAAACGGAGGGAGCUCAAGGCGGCCGGCAUCAACGUCAAGGUCACUACCAAGAAGAAGGGCCAGAUGGACUAUAAUGCCGAUAUCCCGUUUGAGAAGAAGCCGGCGCCCGGAUUCUACGAUACCAGUGAGGAGAUGGCUAAAAACGAGCAUCAGCGCACACAUUUCGAUCCGCGCAAGGUACAACUUGCAGCGAAGAGGAAGGGUGAAGGGGACGAAAACGCCGACAGGAAACGACGCAAGGACGACAAAGAUGCGCCGUCGGCGUCAAUUCAGGCCGCCAUCAAGGCGGGCCAAAUGCAGAGGAUUCGAGAGGCGGAGCAGAGCAGCAAACGGCGGGCUCUCGUCCUACCGGCUCCCCAAGUCAGCGAUGGAGAGCUUGAAGAGAUUGUCAAGAUGGGUGUCAUGGGAGAGAGGGCCAGUACGACGGCGCGGGAAAGUGAGAAUACGGCGACUCGUGGACUUAUCAGCGACUAUUCUACCCUCAAUACCAACGCGCCUAUUCGAACGCCGAUGGCGCCUCCCCAGGAGGAUCACAUUACCAACGAAAUUCGGAAUAUCCGCGCACUGACGCAGACCCAAUCCUCCCUCCUAGGCGGUGAGAACACCCCCCUCCACGAAGGCUCAGCCUCCACUGGCUUCGACGGUAUCGCUCCCCGGAAGCAAGUCGUUGCUACACCGAAUCCCCUAGCGACCCCUCUACGCGCUGCCCAAAACGGUGUUGGUGCUACCCCCUUGCGACCUGGGCAAACACCGAUGCGCACCCCACGCGAUAGCUUUGCUUUGAACGCCGAGGAUGGAGUGUCGCUGGCAUCGGCUACGCCUCGAGAUAUCAAGACGCACAACCUGGCUAUGCGGCAGCAGCUUCGGAAAGGGCUCUCCUCGCUUCCAAAGCCCAAGGAUACCGAGUGGGAGCUAGAACUCCCCGAGGAGAAGGAAGAGGUCUUUGACGACGAGGGUGCCCGGGAAACAGACGCCGCAGAGAGAGACCGCAGGGAGCGGGAGAUUCGGGAGGCUCGCGAGGCGCUAGAGCGGAGGAGGCGGACGCAGGUCAUGCAGAAGAAUCUCCCCAGGCCUACCUAUAUCAACAUCUCCGAGCUGCUUGCGAACGUGGAUCUAGACUCGGAGUCCCCCGAGGCUUUGAUAGCGAAAGAAGCGGCUGCCCUGAUGGCCAAUGACGCCAUCAAAUAUCCCGUGGACGGAAUCAAAGUCGCCGGGAAGGCGCCGACACUACAGACACUCAGUGAUGAUGCCCUGGCAGAGGCCGGUCUCCAAAUCAUGCUCGAGACGAAACCGAUCCCGAGUCUACAGGUUAUCCAGGAUACCUUUGACUCGCGGAACAAAAAUGCCAUCCUUCUAGGCCUGGGCUGCUACGACGAUGACGAAGAAGAAGAGAAGGUGGCAGCCGUUACCAGUGCCUUUGAUGACAUUCAAAACGAGAUCCAAGAGACCGCCCAACGCAACGCCAAGAUCGAGAAGAAGCUCGCCCUCCACCUCGGCGGCUACCAGAAGCGCCAAAAGGCGCUGCGCGAACGCAUCGUAACCGCCGCGCGGGACCUCGCCAAGGCCGAGAACGCCCUCGGCGCGUUCAAGACGCUCGCCGUGUCGGAGGAGGUGACCAUCGCGCGGAGGCUGGAGGCGCUGAGGGAGGAGGUCGGGUUCGUUAGUCGGAGGGAGAGGGAGGCGCAGGAGGAGUAUAGGAGGUUGAAGGAUGAGUUGGAUGGGUUGGCGGCGGUGACGAAUGGGGUUUAUUGA
Messenger RNA from Scedosporium apiospermum, 2334 nucleotides. Its product is annotated as Pre-mRNA-splicing factor cef-1. The record is from RefSeq and is a predicted model, not a curated record. The transcript is spliced from 2 exons. NCBI's taxonomy places the organism in Eukaryota, Fungi, Ascomycota, Sordariomycetes, Microascales, Microascaceae. Bases 1 to 2334 code for a protein of 777 amino acids. Gene Ontology annotation, cellular component: spliceosomal complex; Prp19 complex. Gene Ontology annotation, biological process: mRNA splicing, via spliceosome.